Molecule: messenger RNA, 4113 nt
Organism: Sorex fumeus (smoky shrew)
Lineage: Eukaryota; Metazoa; Chordata; Mammalia; Eulipotyphla; Soricidae
Gene: TMED5
Product: transmembrane p24 trafficking protein 5
Exons: 4
Coding region: 299-988 (229 amino acids)
Biological process (GO): endoplasmic reticulum to Golgi vesicle-mediated transport; Golgi organization; intracellular protein transport
Cellular component (GO): endoplasmic reticulum-Golgi intermediate compartment; Golgi apparatus; endoplasmic reticulum
Source: RefSeq, a predicted model, not a curated record
CCCGUCGGGCUGGGGAGCGGCCGGAGCUCCCUCCCCGCCCGAGAGCGCUGAGAGGCGGCGAGGAGGGUGCGGAAAGACCCUGCCGGCCCCGCCUUCAGCUCGUAGCCCUCUGAGGCAGGCGUUUCCUCUCAGACGGAGCUCUGGCCGCUGUGCGGCCGUCACCUCGAGUUGCUCGCGGGGUCCUCCCCCUCGCACCACCACCACCACCAGCGCCACGAAGGCGCCCAGAGAGGGGCUAGCGGAGCCGGGACGCCCAUUACCCCACGCCACGUGCGCCCCGAGCUCUCCCCCGAGCGGGAUGGGCGCCGGGACCUGGCCGCCCCGGCCGGCGCUGCUCCUGAGCGCUCUGGCCGCCGUGCUGCUGCCGCCGGGGGCGGCGGGCUUCGCGCCCUCCCUCGACAGCGACUUCACGUUUACCCUGCCGGCCGGCCUGAAGGAGUGUUUCUACCAGCCGAUGCCCCCGAAGGCCUCGCUGGAGAUCGAGUACCAAGUUUUAGAUGGAGCAGGAUUAGAUGUUGAUUUUCUUCUUGUCUCACCAGAAGGAAGGACUUUAGUUUUUGAACAAAGGAAAUCAGAUGGCGUGCAUACGGUGGAGACUGAAGUUGGUGACUACAUGUUUUGUUUUGAUAAUACAUUCAGCACUGUUUCUGAGAAGGUGAUUUUCUUUGAAUUAAUUCUGGAUAAUAUGGGAGAACAAGAGCAAGAAGAGGACUGGAAGAAAUUUAUUACUGGCACAGACAUGUUGGAUUUGAAACUGGAAGAUAUUCUGGAGUCCAUCAACAGUAUCAAGUCCAGACUGAGCAAGAGUGGUCAUAUCCAAACUCUGCUUAGAGCAUUUGAAGCUCGUGAUCGAAACAUACAAGAAAGCAACUUUGACAGAGUCAAUUUCUGGUCUUUGGUUAAUUUAGUGGUCAUGGUGACAGUGUCAGCUAUUCAAGUUUAUAUGCUGAAGAGUCUAUUUGAAGAUAAAAGGAAAAGUAGGCCUUAAAGAAAAAAUAUACCAUUACAAUCAAGAUCAUUUUUAAGAAUGUUUUCAAAACAAGUACAACUUUAAUAUAAGAAAAAUCUUCACUUCUGUGCAAAUACUUUUGCUCUAUUGGUACUUAAAUAAAUAAUAUUUUGUAGAGUAUAGGAAGAAUGAAAUGAGUAACUGCUUGUCCUUAAAUUUUGGGAAAAAAUUCCAGAUGUCAUGUAUGAUGUAAAUCAGUAAGAUUUGGGCCUAAAUGUAAACUAUAGCACUGUCCUCCCGUUGUUCAUCGAGUUGCUCGAGCGGGCCCAGUAACGUCUUCAUGGUGAGACUUGUUGUUACUGUGUUUGGCAUAUAGAAUACGCUUGCCAGGCUUUGCCGUGCAGACAAGGUAAACAGUGUAAACAAAUGUAAACAAUGUCUUAAAGAAGAUUUUUAUAUGCAAAGUUUCUAUAUAAACGUGGGCAAAUUUUCAGUAUAUUAAAUUAUGACUCAUCUGAGAAUUAUGAAUUAAAGACAGUGAACUUUUUACAUAUACAUCUCCUAUAAUGUCAAUAGAAACAACUGUGUAGAAUUUAUGAAAUUUUUAAUAAUCACAUUGAUCUAUUUUAAUUAUUAGGCAUCAGAGAGAGAUGAUCCCAGGCUGAACACAGCCAGGAUUGAGCCUUAACUCAAAGCUAGUAGACCCAAAGCACCACCAUGUCUGGCCAACAAAGCAAAAAAAAAAAUAUUUUUAACUUAAAAAUAUGGUCAUAUUUUUUGCCAGUGUUUGUGAAAUGAUGCUAAAAGGAUCUGUGCCUAUUGUGUGGCCCCCCUCAAAAACAAAAAAGGAAACAAGAAAAUCCAUGAGAAAUAGGUAAAUUUUAGGGUAUCUGAUCAAAAUCAAGUUCACUUAAAUGAGUAUCUGGAAUCUGACUUGAUUCAUCAUAACCCAAUUCUAAUAUAAAUCAUGAAAUUUCCAGCUAAUUAGAAGAAACUAUACUUGGCUGUGGGUUUUAUUUUUCCUACAUUUUUUAAUUCUCUUUUAAAAUGUGUAUUCAGGUACAUUUUGUAAAAUCUAAGAGUUAAGGUUUAGUACUGGCUCUGCAUAUUUAUUACGGUGUUUAUCAUAAGUUUGAUUUUGUAAAAUGACCUUCCGGGUCACUUUGACAAAUUCAAGUAAAAAUUAAAAACUUGAGGCCCAAGUUAUGAACAUACAGUGUGUAUAGUACAUAAAGAACCAAAGCAAGGUCACUUUCACACAAUGUCCAGUGAAAACAAACCCUUACCUUAGAUUCUCAUAACUGAGGUUUCCAAAGGUGAGAGUGUGGACAGAAUGGGUCAAUACAGACAGUGAAGGGAUGCAACACUUGGUGUUGGAUGUGGUUAACAUUAUACCCCUAGAAAUUAGAACCAUUUACAUACUUGUACACCAAUGAAACCUCAGUAAAUAAAUUCAAUUUAAACAGGUUUUUCAAAACCACUCUGUAUUAAUAGCUCUAUAGAGUAUCAGUCUUCCUAGUUUAUUGGAGUUUGUGGAGUUUUGCUUCAAGUAAUAGUAUUUUGCUAUUACAAAUCGAUUUUUUUAGGUUACUGUCAGAUGAGUUAGAAACAAUCAAUUUACAGGGCCAGAGUGAUAGUAGAGCGGGUAGGGCAUUUCUCUUGCACACGGCCAACCUAGGCUCAAUCUCUGGCAUCCCAUAUGGGCCCCUGCUCACCACCAGGAGUGAUUCCUGAGUGCAGAGACAGAACUAAAACCUGAGCAUAACCAGGUGUUACCCAAAAAGCCAAAAAGAAAAAAAAAAAUCAGCUUACAAGUUUGAGUAUAAAAUUCUGCUAGAAUUCUCACUGAGGAAUAUUAUCAAGAUAGAAUGAUUUCAUUUCUAAUUUAUACUCAGAAAGGUUAAAAAAAAAAGGUAUUUCCCUCCAUCUUAUAACCUUGGGAAAACAGGUCAAAACUGAGGUAAAUGCCAUUAUCAGCUACUUUCGUUUGCAGAGAAAAUGCUUUUUUUAAACGUUCAGAAAGUAGUCCUUACCUAACGCAGAGAAGCAAACUUACGAGACUCUAAUAAAACUGUACAGAUAAAAACUACUGCAUCUUUUCUAUAAACUGUGAUUAAAGUAUUCUACCUCUUAUGACUGGUUACUUCAAUUCUGUACUUUGAUAACUUACCAAACACUGAAUUUGUUGUAUCUUCUACGUAAUAUGAUUUGUGCCACGUAACUGAAUGACUUUUUUUGAGAAAAAUUUAGGAAUAUUAAGAACCAUUUUAUUUUUAUAAACACAAAAUGGGAAGUGAAAUUAUUUACGCAAACUACCUGUAUUAACCAAGAGUAACAUUUAAGCUAAGAAUUUAAUUACUACAGGCAUAAUAUCUGCCCUUUAUAAUUCAAUUUUCAAAUUGUGCUAAAAUUAAACUCUGGAGAGUUUGUUUGGUCUACACUUUUUAAUAAUAUAAAUGCAAAAUACUAUAAUGUUCGAGGCCUACCUAGAGUUUCAGUCCUAAGUAUUUGAAUUAUUGAUAUUCUUUCAUCAAUACAUAGAGAAUAAACUGAAAUAACACUGAAGUGUUACAAAUAGAAAUGUCAAUUUGCAAGACAUGUUUAACCUUACUCAUUGUUGUAAAAUUUGAUAGUUGAGUACAUUAAACUGUAUGCCUCUUUCCCCAAAUGAAAAUUCUUUAUUUGAAAUCCCAAAAUUGCUUUAGCAUGUACAUUUUUCAUUCAAUAAACCAGUGUUGCUCUAAUUGCUUUACUGCUUGUAGAGGUCAACCAUGUUAAACAAGUGUUGAAGACUGAGAUAUGGCAUAUAAUAAAUACUAUUAAAAAAAUUCCACUUAUCUUCCUCUCAUUGUUAAUCCUGUCUAGUCCUUAAAGUCUUUGUUGACCUCAACUUGGCCAAGCAUGUGCUUCCUUUCAUUUGAAGAUCCGUAAUUCACUGUGUAUUGUUUCACUUUGCAUUGGAGUUCUAGUUUAUAUGCAUACCUUUUCUGUGGCCUAACCAUAUAUUGGGGAAAAAAAUUCCUUCAAGCCCCAUCAUUUGACAAAUACUUUAUAAAGACUACUUCCCAAUCCUCAGAUGUUUUUGAGUAGUGAUAAGUUUUAUAAAAGGAACUGUUUACAUCCACUGUCAAAUGGGAUAAUAAACCUAAUCUGAAAAAGAAAAA